Arctia plantaginis is the source of this 921-nucleotide messenger RNA. The record is from the annotation of a GenBank genome assembly. NCBI's taxonomy places the organism in Eukaryota, Metazoa, Arthropoda, Insecta, Lepidoptera, Erebidae.
AUGAGUAAAUGGUCUUUAGAAUCCGUCGCCUUUGUAGGAUUGGGAGCACGCCUGGAAAGCCUCAAAGAGAAUUUGACACCUAAACACCCAGCAAGUAUAUUAACACAAUGUGCCAAAGAUAUUGGUCUACUAUCGAUUCAAUUAGAAUUCUUACCAAACCCUUGGAAGUAUAUUGCUACAUCUGCGUAUAAGAAGCUUAUACAAGCAUAUGAUACACAGUUGGAGUUAUGUACAAUGUAUAUAGAACAGGCUAAAAGCCAAAUAAACAAAAGAGGAUACGAUAUUCCUGAAGAAGAUAAAAGCAUAGUUGAGAAACUUGUAGCUAUUGAUGAGAGAGUUGCUAUAAUGAUGGCAGUUGAAAUGCUUCUAGCUGGAGUAGAUACGGUGUCUUUUACCGUAACGGGCCUUAUUUAUCAUUUGGCGAAUAAUCCAGACAAACAGGAAAGGUUACGUCAAGAGAUCCGUUCAGACAAUCCUCGCAAACGAUAUCUGAGAGCUUGCGUAAAAGAAGCUCUAAGAAUCUGGCAUGUUAUCCCACCGAACUUGAGAAAAACCGAUAGGGAUCAUGUUGUCGGCGGCUAUCACAUUCCUCCAGGAGUUGUUAUCAUAGCACCAAAUGAAUUUUUAUCAAGAAUAGAAAAGUAUUAUCCGCGGCCGAACGAGUUUAUACCGGAGAGAUGGUUGGCAGAUAAAACAGAUCCAUUGUACUACGGGAACGCACACCCUAUGGCCACAUUGCCGUUCGGGUUUGGUAUCAGGAGUUGUAUUGGCAGAAGGCUUGCUGAACUAGAGAUUGAGAUACUAAUGAAGAAGUUGAUCGACGAGUUUAAAGUUACUUGGGAGGGACCACCGAUUCUGAACAUAAAUAUGAGCACAUUUGUCAGCCUGCCAUAUGAGGCUAAAUUUGAAGUUCUUCAGUAA